AUGGCCAGCUAUCACCAAAAUGGGCAGCCUUACUACCCUUCGAGCAACCACCCUUCGUCCGGCCAGAAUAGUGGCCAUAUCCCCUACGCUUCGCAAUCCAUAUACCCUCCAAGACCUCUCGAGCGCUCGCCGAGUUUCGAUGCCGGGGAUGACGAACACUACUUCGAUGGAGAAGAGCCGCCGCGGGGAGCGCAGAGACACCACUCCUAUGCUCCACCACCAGCAGGAGCAGGAGCGAGUCCUCCAGUGAAUAGGGCCAUGUCGGCGGCGAGCCAGCAAUCGUCGGUCACGAUGCCAUUCCGGACAAACACACAACAUGCAGCUUUGGGCGGGUAUCAGCAUCAAUAUCAGACAGCCGUAUCCGGCCACGCACCCUACAAUCCCGCCCAAUAUCAUCAGCAGCAGCAACAGCAGGCUUCUUACAAUCCACUACUCUAUGCUCCCCCCUCUCAGUCCGCCCAUCCCACAAGCACCUAUCAACCGUAUGUUCCAGCUGCGUAUGGCGAUCCGAACCUCGCUCGUCGCACUUCAGUCUACAACAGCUACGGGUCCUACGAUGCGAACUCUCAAUUUAACUACUCUUCGUCCCAACCGCCCCCGCCCCCUCCUCGCUUUGAGACUGUCGCAUUCCCCAAUCCACAAGCCUAUGGCGCCUACCAGCACGAUGUAUCCCAGCAAUACCCCGUCCAGCAUCACGGUGUGUCGUCAACUUACUCUCCGCCGGCUCCUAUGCCCCCUCCGCACGGCAGGACGGCGAGCAUCCCAGAAGAAGCAUAUCCCUAUCCUACGGGCUCGUCGGCAACAUAUCCAACCUCAACCCUUACUACCUAUUCGUCUCCUGAUAUAAACCGCAAUUCCUCAUUUGCGAGCCGCAUGAGCAAUCAAUCAGCUUCGCCUCAACCAUCACUCCCUACGCCGCCGAGCAGACAUCCUUCCAAUAGGUCCCCUCAGCGUACGAAUACGCUGGACCGGCAUCCGCAAGGCAGAUCUCUCCCGGGUCUUCCGUCAGAGACGGAGUCGGACAAUGACUAUUUUAAUUCCACAGCGCCACGGAAUAGUGGAGCACGCAACACUGCUUCGACUGGCUAUGACGAUCUGAUGCAAGAUCUUAACGAGGCGAUAGGACAGACCUCGAGACAUACAAGGUCAGGAAGUGAUUACAGACAUCCCAAUUCGAGAGAUGAGCGACAAGAUGCCCUGUUUCAACAACCUUCCCCCAGGCCCCAACUUUCCCCAGACGAGACACCAACCCAUCUCAACGGGAAUAUCGCCUCCACAGGGGACGCCUAUAUCAAUUAUGGGGCGUUUACUGACGACAGUGACGCUGAGGCUGCUGCCGGGCUCGCUGCUAUGCAAGCCCUGGAUGAACAGGAAAGAGCAGAAGACGCGCGCCGGCGUAGUGGCUCGGCCACCCUCUUUCCAAGCCAGCCACGUGCAGACGAAGUGGCUCCCAGACUUUCCUCCCAGGAGCAAAGCAGCGACAGCGAUUACGCCGGCUACGGCGAUUUAAGUCUCGCCGGUGGAGGGUACGCGCCUGAUAUGGCUUAUGGCGAAUCUGUUGUGUCCAACUAUGCAGCCGCUGCAACGGCCAUGCCACAGAGUGAGAUGUACGGACAAUUGAACAACUUGAACACCAGAAUGAGUUCCGUGCGCAGCUCUGGCGUCUCUUCGGAAGGAAGGGAGUCGCAGACAAGCGGAUUCGAGUCGAUACCGCCACUAGAGAGCCUCCAUCCCUUCUCUUCCACGCAUAACGUGGCUCGAGUGGACACUGGGGGCACAGGCGGUCUGACAGAACCAAGUCCACACCCCAGGCGGUUGAGUUACGAAGACGGAGAUGAAUCAACCAUGAUUGAGGCAGAAACCAAUCGGACUUCGGCAAGCUCGAGUCCAUCACGAGAAGAAAUGCCGGACCUCUUCUUCCAUCCUGGCAUGAGCCAGCAGCGUCCGCUUCCACCUCCUCCUUCGCUCUCAGAUCCGGGUUUGCGAAUACCGCAUCUGAUGCCUGCUGGCACCUAUACUCAACAAAGCCGCUUCUCUCAGUAUACUGAUUCCAGUACACGCGCAUAUCCAGCAGCUCCAGAUGCCUACCCCGGCACGCUACUGACCCCAGCAAGUGUUCCUCGAUCUACCUCGCUAUCAAGUGCACGAAGUGCUCCUAGGGCUGAACAGGUUAAUCGCUCGAAAACAGAUGCAGACCGUCAGAGGCUUCUGCGGCAGCAGGGGAGGCCGAUGUCUGACCUAUACGACAUCUCUAGCCCGCAAUCUACCGUAGCACUGGACCUUCCAACGAUUCCGCGGAAGCGGUACAACCCGUCCAAGCUGACGACUGAUCAAUUUAAGAAAUGCUCGGAACCUUGGGCGCUUAGCGCGAUCUUAGCGUGGAUCAGGGAGCUGGCUGAGGAAGAAGUCGAUCUGAAAGAAAAUAACAUUGUUGAAGGCAUCGUUGCACUUUUCAUGAACAAAGUACCAACAAUGUACAUUACAGAGGCUGAAUCUCUAGGAGAUCGAGUUGUCAACCAAAUGUUGGACGCAAAUGCUCUCGUGAGAGAAGAGGAAUGGGUCAAAUUCGGACCUGGGACGAUGUCGGGUGUUCUUUAUCAACUGACAGGCAUCGGAUGUUAUUCUUCGAAGUCGCAUUUGUACCAUACCCGUGGUCGGUGUUACUCUUAUCACUGCAUGAGAACUCUCAAGAAACUCGAUCUCGACACCCUGCCCGUUGAGAAGAAAUCUGAAGAUUGGGCUACAUUCUACAAACUCAAGAAGGAGGAUAUUGAGACACACGACAAGAAAGAAAUUGAACGCCAGAAUGUCCUUCACGAAAUCGUCACAAGCGAAGACCUUUAUAUUAGCCAGCUCGAUGUGCUCAGGGUCUUAUAUCGGGAUCGUCUUUCUGGGGCACAACCGCCCAUCGUACCUACCAAAAAGCUGCCGACAUUUCUCAGGGAGGUGUUCGGUGGCGUGGACAAGGUCAAGAAAGUCAACCAAGACUAUCUCCUAGGCCAGCUCAAGUACCGACAGACUGAGCAGGGACCUUGGAUUGUUGGCUUUAGCGACAUUUUCCGUGAAUGGAUUCGAAAGGCUAGGCCUGUGUAUGUGGAGUACGCUUCAAACUUCCCUCGAGCGGAUUACCUCAUGCGGCGCGAAGCCGAACGAAACAUUCCCUUCAAGAGCUUCCUUGACCAGGCCCGAGAGGAUAAAAGAUCAAAUCGGCUAGGCUGGGAUAAUUAUCUGAAGGCUCCAAUUACCAGACUGCAGCGCUACAGCCUGUUACUUUCUACUGUCCAGAAGAACAUGUUAAAGGACUCCGAGGAGAAGGCUAACUUGGCCUAUGCUUUGGAUGAGAUUCGAGCUGCCACUUUCGAAUGUGAUUCUAAGUUUGCGGAAAUGACCAAGAAGAUGGAGUUGAUUGAAAUGCAGACCAAACUGAGGCUUCGACCACCCAUGGAGAAGGAGGUUGAACUGAACCUUGAUCACCUGGGGAGAGAAAUCAUCUUCCGAGGCGACUUGCAGCGUGCUGGAGGUAAAGGCUUCCAGUGGGUUGAGACUCAUGCCAUUCUUUUCGAUCACUAUCUUGUCCUGGCGAAGCCUCUCAGCCGUGAUCGCAGGGAGGGAUAUUACGACGUCUCAAAAGUCCCGAUCCCGAUGGAUUUGCUCGUCCUUGAAAGCUCCAACGACCCUGCCGUUGUAAAAUCCUCGAUGAAGGGAAUCGGAGCGGUCACUACCACCGUCGCACCCCGUGGCCAAGCAACCCCCGAUAAUAGGCUUGCGAGAGCGCAAUCUACUGCUAGUGGCGGGACUCCAGGGCCAUUGUCACAUACAAGUACCAAUCUCUCGAUCGGUUCAGGCAAUACAAGCCAGAGCAUGGUCCCCAUCACCACCCUGGAGUCGGGCAGUUCAAAAGAGGAGAAAAUCAUGUACCCGUUCCGUGUCAAGCAUCUUGGCAAGACCGAAACGUACACCCUCUAUGCCCCCAGCGCCCAAAAUCGGCAGGACUGGUGUGAGGCCAUAAUUCAAGCGAAAACGAGGCAUGCCGAAGCUUUGUAUAAACAAAAUGCUGAACCGUUCAAGUUGCGAGUGUUGGCGGACACAGCUUUUGGCUACGAGGGUCUGACGUAUCCCGCAAAACGGAUCCUGAUUAAGGGGACCCCGUUGGACAGGGCUAUCCAAGAAGCCGAGAAGAAGUUCGAAGGCCAGGGCCGACCAGCACCAGUCUGCCGAGCUCCUGUCAAUUGCGCCACCGUGUUCAAUCAACCAUAUGGUCGGCUUAUGUGCGCUGUUGGUACCGACUACGGCGUGUACAUCUCCGAGUAUCAAAAUUCUCGGGGAUGGGUCAGGGCUAUUCAAAUGCAACGAGUGACCCAAAUUGCUGUCCUGGAAGAGUUUAACCUCUUUUUGCUGAUCUCAGACAAAGCUCUCAUUGCCUACCAUCUUGACGUUGUUUGUCCACCAACGGGCAAUCCUAUCACCCAAAAUGACGCCUCGAGCCGAAAAGCGCCACAGAAGCUGUCUGGCUCCAAGGACAUUGGCUUCUUUGUGACAGGCAGGAUGAAAGAACGGACGCUAGUCUUCUACAAAAAGCGGGAUGGUAUAGCGUCGACCUUUAAGGUGCUCGAACCCGUCCUGCAAAAGAGUACUACUAGUCGGUCCCGCUUCUUACCAUCCGCAUCGCGACGUGGGCAGACGGAAUUUUUCCGAGAAUAUGACGAGUUUUACAUUCCGGCCGAGUGCUAUGGAUUGAAUUUGUUCCAGUCAAGCUUGGCUAUAUCGACCGCAAGAGGGGUGGAAGUAUUGACGUUGGAGAAAAAGCAAACGUGGAGCGUGCCGAACCUGCGAAGCGAACAGCCGGAGACACAAGCCCAUCUCAGUUCUAUUGCGACUCGGAUCAAAGAUCUCAAACCGCUGGGGAUGUUCAGGCUUGGAGAGGCAGAGUUCUUGGUCACUUUCGAAGAAUGUGCCGUCUAUGUUAACAAACAUGGAGACAUUUCACGAGGAGUCGUGAUGGAGUUUGUGGGCCGGGCCAAAUCAGCAUGCCUCUACAACCAGUAUUUGAUUUUGGUCGACGACGACUUUGUGGAGAUACGAGACGCCCAAAACGGCCGGCUGAAGCAAGUGAUCGCUGGGAAAGACAUUAAGCUACUGGACGACGGUGGCGGCGGCUCAGGAGCAGCCCAAACUCAGACUCAAGCUAUGUUAGGAGGAGGAAUCAACGGACUCGGGCUCAAAAACUUUGGGAAUGCACCACGGACGCCGAAGCUAGUCUUGCAACAUCCAGAGUAUGAGAAGAGCCACGUCGUGGUCGAACUGUUGUUAGCCACGGACCAGGCUUGA
Messenger RNA from Cladophialophora psammophila CBS 110553, 5328 nucleotides. RefSeq lists its product as uncharacterized. Lineage: Eukaryota; Fungi; Ascomycota; Eurotiomycetes; Chaetothyriales; Herpotrichiellaceae. Gene Ontology annotation, molecular function: guanyl-nucleotide exchange factor activity. The transcript has 2 exons. The coding region runs from base 1 to 5328 and encodes 1775 amino acids. The record is from RefSeq and is a predicted model, not a curated record.